Messenger RNA from Pseudomyrmex gracilis, 591 nucleotides. RefSeq lists its product as uncharacterized. The record is from RefSeq and is a predicted model, not a curated record. The transcript has 2 exons. The coding region runs from base 1 to 591 and encodes 196 amino acids. Lineage: Eukaryota; Metazoa; Arthropoda; Insecta; Hymenoptera; Formicidae.
AUGUACUCGGUCCGCUAUCACAGGCGGGUCGAGUUGAUGCAAGGGGGCCUGGCGGACGAACCUCUGCGGGAAGCCAUUGCCAACUCAGAGCCCCAAGCCCGGCGACAGCUGCUUCUGGACUGGGAGCAGCUUCUGGACGAGCCGAGAGCGGCUCGCCAGAAGGUCGUCGAGGCUGUCCGGCCCCAUCUUUGCCUGUGGCUGAAGAACGGGACUGGACGCCUCACCUACCGGGUGACGCAGGUGCUCACCGGGCACGGGUGCUUCGGUGAUUACCUGUGUCGAAUCGGGAAGGAGCCGACGGCACAGUGCCGAGAAUGUGGGGCGGCCAACGACACGGCGCGACACACCGCGGAGGAGUGUCCGCGGUGGGCCAACGAGCGUCGUGAGCUGGCCGCCAAAAUUAGCGAUGAUAUGUCCCUGGAGGCACUGCUUCGCGCACUGGCCUCCGGGGACGACGAGCAAAGAGACGCGGUGAUCUCCUUCUGCUCCACUAAGAAGGGACCGACUACCAUGUCCCAUCCACAUCCCGUGGGCGCACCGGAGAAAGGAAACGGGGUCGACCACCAACGACUGGCGAGUAUGUCGGUCUAG